Messenger RNA from Austrofundulus limnaeus, 861 nucleotides. It is a transcript of the gene dhrs12, whose product is annotated as dehydrogenase/reductase (SDR family) member 12. The record is from RefSeq and is a predicted model, not a curated record. NCBI's taxonomy places the organism in Eukaryota, Metazoa, Chordata, Actinopteri, Cyprinodontiformes, Rivulidae.
CUCUUCCUUACAAAACAUAAACCGAGCUGUUCAGAGCAGCGGCAGCUACACGAGAGUUAAAAUGACCUUUUAUAGAAACACGGUUUGGUUUAUGAAAGGACUCCAGGAGUACACAAAGAGGAACUGUCCACAUGGUUUGUAGAGACCAGGGACGAGCAGAAGCUGCUAAAGUUGAGAUUGUGACAAAGAGUAAAAAUGAGGAUGUUCACGUCCACAUCGUGGACAUGUCCAGUGCCAGACAGGUGUGGCAGUUCGCUCAGAGCUUCUCCCAGAAGCACACGGUGCACGUGCUGAUCAACAACGCAGGCUGCAUGGUCAACCAGAGGGAGUUAACUGAGGAGGGUUUGGAGAAGAACUUUGCCACAAAUGCUCUGGAUCGUAAAGCGGUUGCCACACACCUGCCCCUGGCCUGGACCCGCUCCACCCCUCAGGAGGACGACAAACUGCUGGCAGCGCUGGAGGAGCUCGCCCUCAAGUUCAAACCUUAACCUCUGCAAACCUUCUGCUUUUUGUAAUCAGGCUCUCCUCCAGCCCUGAAAUGUUUACACAAUCAAGCRUUUUGCUUCAGCGAACUAAACAUAUGAUGCCUCAGAGAUGUGUUAAUUAUUGUAAGAAGGUUCAAACUGUUCAGGUUUAAAUACRCUACAAAUACUGUUUGAUACUAACUUACAGUAACGGAAACGUUUACUGUUUAAUUUGUGUUAAUGUGAUAAUUAUUUUAGCAAUUCAUUUUGUCUGAACUGGUUUUAUUCCAGCAUCACUGCUGGUUUAAUGUUGAUUUUUGUAACAAAUGUCAUUAUUUUUGAGAAUUAUUUCCAAUCAGCAGUUUAUUUAAUAAACAGGUUCUUUGUCACAAGUGAA